Molecule: messenger RNA, 900 nt
Organism: Paramecium pentaurelia
Lineage: Eukaryota; Ciliophora; Oligohymenophorea; Peniculida; Parameciidae
Source: the annotation of a GenBank genome assembly
AUGAUUGUUUAAAAUCUAUUUGAAAGGAAGUUGAAAAAAAUUUAACAGAGGAUAAUGGUAAGAAAAUAAAAAAAAUACUUUUGUAUUGCAUCCUUCCUCAUAAAUAUCUUAUAACUUAAUCGAUAGUUAAAAUGCAGUCUCCUCAACUUAUAUUAUGAUUAACAUUGUAAUUUUGUUGUAACUUUUGAUAAUUAAUCCAUCUAUAAUUUUAUUGAUAAUUAGAUAGGAUUGGGUUAUAUAAAUUAUACUUUAUUAAAUAUUAUAAUGCUUAGAUUAUUAGCAUGUACAAGGUAUAAAAAGACAUACAAAUACUUGUAAUGUUAUGAUGUUUUCAAAUAUGUUUUCUUAUCCUAAACCUCAUUUCCUAAUCCCAUCAUAUGGAUUGUUAAGAUCUAUAAAUGAUGAUAUAAAAGAGAGAAUGAAUUAUUAAAACUCUUUAUAAAGAAAGAUUCAAAUUUAUUUUAAUUUUAAUAAAUCCUUCUUAUUUUCUCAAAAACUCUAUUAAAUAAAUCUUAAAGAAUAUAUAAUAUCUAAUUUAGACGAAAUGAAUAUGAGACAUCAAAUUUUUAACAUUAGUUUAAUAAUAAUUCAAAUCUCUUCUUAUGUGAAUUUUCUAAUUAUUAAGUUUUAUCUGAAUUGGUCGAAUUAAAAUAACAGUUGUAUUGUAAUAAAAUGAUGCUGCCAUAUCCAAAGAAUUUGAGAAUUUAGGUUUUAAAUUUGAUCGAUUAAUUGCAAAAAGAGCCUUUGUUCAUUAGUUUGUAAAUGAAAGAUUAGAAUCAGAAGAGCUUAGUUCAACAAGAGAAGAUUUACCUGCUUUAAUAAAGGAUUAUUAAGACUUUGCUACUCCUAUAGUUUAAGAUUAAUUUGAUGAUAAGAUUAUUGAUAAUUAUUUAUUUAUGA